AUGAUGAGCGACCAUUUUAAAGAGAAGGGAACUACCGCUGGUUUCCUUUAUCUCGCCAUGCUCUCAAUGUGGAAAUUUCUGGUGGGCGUUGUGCUUGUCGUCACUUCGGCAACGCCGGGUGUCAGUGGCGAGUACCCCAACCCGGGACGGGUGACGGGCGACACGGCAGUGCACGAUCCCUCUGUCGUAAAGGCACCAAGCGGUUCAUACAUACUGGCAUACACCGGUGCAAACAUUGGCCUCAAGACAUCGACCGACCGCACCGCGUGGCACAAUGCCGGGGCUGCUUUCCCGAACGGAGCGCCGUGGACGAAGGCUUACACCGGAGGCGAUACGAACCUGUGGGCCCCGGAUAUCUCGUACCACAAUGGGAAGUACUAUAUGUACUACUCUGCCUCGACGUUUGGCUCCCAGAAAUCGGCAAUCUUCCUUGCCACGAGUGCCACCGGUGCGUCCGGCUCGUGGACCAACCAUGGGCUGGUGAUCGAGUCCUCAUCGGCCAACGACUACAAUGCCAUCGACCCGAACUUGAUCGUCGACGCCUCUGGAAAGUGGUGGCUUUCCUUCGGCUCGUUCUGGACGGGCAUCAAGAUGAUCUCCAUUGAUCCAGGCACUGGCAAACGUACGGGCACGAACCUGCUCUCUCUUGCCAGGCGCACUGAGGCAGGCGGUGCGAUCGAGGCCCCGUACAUCACUCGCCACGGCAACUACUACUACUUGUGGGUGUCCUUCGACAAGUGCUGCCAGGGUGCUGCCAGCACGUACCGCAUCAUGGUCGGGCGGUCGACCAGCGUGACCGGCCCGUACGUCGACCGUAGCGGUAGGCAGAUGCUUCAGGGAGGCGGUACUGAAGUUAUGGCAAGUCAUGGAUCCAUCCACGGACCUGGCCAUGAAGCUGUAUUCACGGACAACGAUUCCGAUGUGCUAGUAUACCACUACUAUGCCGACAGCGGAGCAUCGUUUCUGGGCAUCAAUCUCAUUCGCCUCGAUGACUACACAGCUCGUUGGAUUGUCAGUCAAGAGGUUGAGCUUUCCGGAAAGAAAAAAAUCUAA
Molecule: messenger RNA, 1053 nt
Organism: Thyridium curvatum
Lineage: Eukaryota; Fungi; Ascomycota; Sordariomycetes; Thyridiales; Thyridiaceae
Exons: 3
Coding region: 1-1053 (350 amino acids)
Biological process (GO): carbohydrate metabolic process
Molecular function (GO): arabinan endo-1,5-alpha-L-arabinosidase activity
Source: RefSeq, a predicted model, not a curated record